Messenger RNA from Amyelois transitella, 1953 nucleotides. Its product is annotated as carboxylic ester hydrolase. Lineage: Eukaryota; Metazoa; Arthropoda; Insecta; Lepidoptera; Pyralidae. The transcript is spliced from 4 exons. The record is from RefSeq and is a predicted model, not a curated record. The coding region runs from base 153 to 1829 and encodes 558 amino acids.
UACUUUGACCGAGUGAUUCCAACGGCUUGUCAACAUUUCGUAAUGUUAUACAUAUAAAGUUAGGUUUGUUUGUUACAUUGUAAAGAAACCGUUGAAUCAGUUGUGACGUGUUUCGGGGAUAUGUAACUCGGCAAAGUCAAGCGCGAGCAACGAUGUGGAAAUUCUGCUGUAUUUUACUUGUGGUGCAUUUUGUAUGCGGUUUUAAAGAAAAAGAUGUGAAGGAAGUGCGCACUCCACAGGGGCCUGUGCGAGGUUACAGAGACCCUGAUAGAAAUAUAUUCAUCUUCAGAAGUAUACCUUAUGCCACAGCUCCUACAGGACGAAAUCGUUUCAGAGCUCCUCUACCUCCUCCAGUAUGGCUAGAGACAUUUGACGCAGUCGACAAGGACAUAAUAUGCCCACAAAACUUGGAUAAAACCAAAAAUAUUAUGCUGAAUGGUCGGGAAAAGAUUGAUGAAAAUUGCUUAGUAGCCAGUGUGUAUGUACCAGAUACAACAGAAAAGAAGCUUCCUGUUGUAGUCUAUGUUCAUGGGGGUGGCUUCCAGAUCGGCUAUGGCGAUGCACUCACUCCAAAACAAUUUGUAGAAGAGAAAAACGUCAUAGCAGUUACAUUCAAUUAUCGUCUAGGAGUACAUGGCUUUCUAUGUCUCGGAACUAAGUUAGCCCCUGGAAACGCUGGCAUGAAAGACCAGGUUGCGCUGUUACGCUGGGUCCAGAAGAAUAUAGCUAGUUUUGGGGGCAACCCUGAUGACGUCACUCUGACUGGAUACAGCGCAGGAUCUGCCGCAGUUGACUUAUUAUUGCUCUCACCUUCUGCCAAAGGUUUAUUCCAUAGAGCAAUACCUGAGAGUGGAACGAAUAUCGCUUCAUGGGCUAAUACAGUCGACCCCUUAGAAAAGGCGCAAACUUUUGCUAAGGAACUAAACUUUGAUAGUGUGGAUGAUGUAUAUACUUUGGAAAGCUACUAUGUUAGUCAUCCAUUAGAAUCAUUAACAUCACAUAUGAAAAUGGACGAAAAAGAUUCUACUUUCGGGUUUUCGCCAUGUAUCGAGAGAAGUGAUACGGGUGAAGAACCCUUUCUGAUUGAUUCGCCACUGAAUAUACUCAAGAGUGGAAAGUUUACGAAAGUUCCUUUGUUAUAUGGAUUUGCUAAUAUGGAAGGAUUACUGCGGGUCAUGCUUUUCGAAACUUGGAAAGAUGACAUGAAUAAAAAAAUUUCGGAUUUUUUACCAGCUGACUUGACAUUUGACAACGAAGAACAAAGAGAAGAAGUAGCUACAGAUAUAAAAAAAUAUUACUUUGGGGAUAAACCAGUCGACGAGAGCACAAUGCUGGGCUAUAUCGAUUACUUUACUGAUGUUAUGUUUGCUUACCCUGCUUUACGAUCCUUGAAAUUACAAAAGGAGGCUGGCAAUAAUCAAAUAUAUCUAUAUGAAUAUUCAUUCGUAGACGAAGGGGGAUAUCCAAGUGGAUAUAAAAAUCUUAAGGUGAAUGGAGCCAAUCACUGCGGUCAAACGAUUACUAUUUUAGAUUGGCCGACAUUCCUAGGUCCCACAAAAUUUUCAGAAGAAUUCAAAAACAUUAAGAGAACAUUAUCUGAUAUGUGGUAUAACUUCAUAACAACCAAUAAACCCGUCCCGGAAGGAUCCUCCUACCCGGCGUGGCCGCCGAUGGGUAAUGACUGGUCUCCACACAUGUCCCUUGGGAACACCGUGGAGCUGAGAGGUUCUCUGCUGCUGGAGCGCACGCGCUUCUGGGAUCGCAUCUACGAGCGACACUACCGUAAUCCUGUGCCGCCGCCAGGGCUAACUGAACGCAAUGAAUUGUAAAAACAGCUUUGACAGUAGUAAAAUAAAUGAGAAAUUUGUAUUGGAUUAAAUAUACUUUUAUAGCAUAAACUAGGUAAAAAGAAUAGUUGUUACUAAUAAACAACGCGAGUUAUUCAUCUUUUAA